Molecule: messenger RNA, 390 nt
Organism: Brassica napus (rape)
Lineage: Eukaryota; Viridiplantae; Streptophyta; Magnoliopsida; Brassicales; Brassicaceae
Exons: 1
Coding region: 1-390 (129 amino acids)
Source: RefSeq, a predicted model, not a curated record
AUGGGACUUGGACGUGCAGGUAAUGAUGAGAACCGGCAGCACCUGUUUUUCGAUUGCUCCUUUAGUAAUCAGAUUUGGAUGUUCUUUAUUUCUCGGAUGCAGCUUACUCCUCCACAGGGGUUUGAUGAAGUGUUGAGAUGGCUGAAAGAUCCAUCAAGAGACAAGAAUGUGAUCCUGAUUAUUAGACUCAUUCACCAAGCUGUAGUCUACUUGGUUUGGAAAGAGAGAAACAAGCGUAUUCACACAGCUGAGGUGAAGCCAGCAGGGACUCUGAUUGCAGAAAUUCAGCAGACUGUUAAGCUCCGUUUAGAUCCGUUGGCUCGCAGACAGUUAACUCCAGCAGGACAGGACUCUGUGCUUGCUACUUGGAUGUCCUUCUUCUCAGUCUAA